AUAGUGCAAAACAUCAUGUUAACAUGUGGUGACGAUCCAGCUCAUGGAGACUAUACAUACACAAAUGAAGCUCUAGUCACGUUAGUCGUUACGCGUGUACGAUUCCAAACAAGAAUGGCGACGUACGCCUCCGCUGUUAAAGUCUCCGUUGAGGCACCGAUUGAAAAUCAAAUUCAGGAGAUUACUUAUGAUGGCCAAGAAAUUUACCAAGCACCACUUACAUUGUCAGAGAAUUUGGCUAAAAUAGCCCAGCAGAUUGAUUUUUCCAAGACAGAUGGAGAAGAUGCUACAGAGUUAGAAAAUGGAGAAAAGGCCGAAGAAGAUGUAAAGGAUCCUGCAAACUUUCAAUCAUCUCUUUGGCCAUGGGAUAGUGUCAGAAAUAAGUUGAGGAAUGCUCUAACAGAAGUAUGUGUUUUGGCUGAUGUUCUUGCUGUUGCCAAAGAAAAGAGAUACAUGGUACUUGAUCCAGUUCCACAGGAAAAACCUGAAGAAAAACAUUUGAUUCAAGUGCUUGCUAAAAAGAAAGCAUUAGCUGGUGCAGCACAAGUUUUACUCAUGGGUGCUGAUAGGAUGAAGAGCUGUCAAAACGAAUCAGCUAGAAAUCGUUCAAGUCCAGACUUUCACAUAGAAUUAUUAAGACUUCGACAAAACUGGAGAUUGAAAAAAGUUUCAAACUCAAUUAUUGGAGAUCUAAGUUACCGUACAGCAGGAUCAAAAUACAGUCAAUCUGGAAUGUUUGAAAUUACAAAAGCAGAGGAAGAAGAAAAAAGUUUAACUAGCCCUCCUGGUUCCCCUAAUUCGAGUUUACCUGUACAGCCAACUCCUCCUUCAACUAAAAAUGCUUCUGCAUUACGAGUUACUAUUCCAAGUGAACUUGAAGGAUAUGCCUACAUUGAAGUAUUGUGUAAAAAAGAUCAAGAAGCCCUUUGUAGUGCCAAUCUUAAUUGGUUAAAUACUGGAGCUGGAAAUAAACCUGAUCCAGAUAAAAACUGGCAAGAAAAGCUAGAAGCAGCACAAAACGUCCUAUUUUGUAAAGAAUUGUUCAGUCAACUAGCAAGGGAGGCAGUACAUUUAAGGGCACCUAUUCCACAUAUGGUUGUUGGUAACCGUAUAAUGGCUACAGUUUUUCCAGGCAUUCAGCUCAUUAUUAUUUUACGACAUAGUACUGGAAAUGACAAAAAACCAGUACCACAAAGCACAGAUCAUGAUCACGUUUUGGAACACUCUUUACAUCAGCUAUUAAGAGAAAUGCAUCAUAAAAAUACACACCAUCCAUUUCCACAUCCAUCAUCAGGUCCUCUUGGUCCAAGUAAAAGAAGAUGUUUAGCAGGUCCAACAGCAGCAGAUCGUCAUGAACUUCUUGAAAUGACAAAGAGUCAAACUCUUUUAGAACAAAUUAUUCAACAAGCGCAACAUUUUGUUAUGAGGUCGCGAGCGGAAUAUGUUUUGGAUACCAUAGCAAAAGAAGUUAAAGAUCCACUUAUUGUUACUCAUUGGAAUGCUCUUAAUUCACCUACUCAGUCUAGUGUUAGGAUAAUAAUUUUAACCCAUGGUUAUGACCAAAUAAUGCGAACUUCGUUAGUAGUACACGUUAAUGAAAAAUCGUUAAAAUGCGUCUGUAAGGAUGGCAGAGUUAUGCAUAUGAGUUAUGAGCCACAGGAAUUGCGUAAUCUUUUAAUGUGCCAAAUUAAUCAACAUCAAAUCAGUGCAAUACAGGGUCUUGCAAAAUGUAUGGGUUGGCAAUUUUUGGCCAACAGUCCACAUCUUGGUCUAGGAGCUGUAGAACCAUUAGGAAAUGCCAGUAGUUGUAUACUAGCAUCACCUAUUGGAGACAGAAUGAUAGCUGUAAGGUGUGAGCAAACAGGAAUUCAAGUUUCGAUAGCUCAUUCUCCAAGAAAAGACUUUUUCCCUGGACGAUUAGUACGAGAAAGAAAAUGGGAAAAUCUUGGGGGUUCUUUCAAAGAAGUCAGGUGGGACAAAAUGGAGGGAAAGAAUUUCUUAAAUAAAAUGGAAUUGUUAAUGGCAUCUUUGACUAGCUCGUAAAUAACAGAUUAAAAAGUUAAAGAUAAAUAGAUGAAGUACAACAGGGUGAAGAUUUGAUAUUGGUGAUCAACUUCUGUAACCUCAUAGUGUUUUUAUGUUUGAAUAGAUAAUUGAUAAAAAUCUGAU
Phymastichus coffea is the source of this 2169-nucleotide messenger RNA. It is a transcript of the gene MED17, whose product is annotated as mediator of RNA polymerase II transcription subunit 17. The transcript has 9 exons. Gene Ontology annotation, molecular function: transcription coregulator activity. The record is from RefSeq and is a predicted model, not a curated record. Bases 16 to 2043 code for a protein of 675 amino acids. Gene Ontology annotation, cellular component: mediator complex; core mediator complex. Lineage: Eukaryota; Metazoa; Arthropoda; Insecta; Hymenoptera; Eulophidae. Gene Ontology annotation, biological process: regulation of transcription by RNA polymerase II.